AUGCGCUCGUCACAAAAGAUCGCACCGCUGCAGAGGCUUGGCCAGGGGGCCGGCAAGGGACAGAGUGAAGUUCUGCGGUGUCCGCUGGCAGAGCUCGACACUGCAGUUUUCGGGUCGACGCAACGAAACAACAUGAGUGAACUGCGAGAGAAGGAGAAGGCCAAAAAGCCCCGAAGGCGCGGUGGGGCAAGUGCCAAUGUGGAGAAAGGCAUCUUUAAGCCGUAUCACUCCGUCAGCGUGCCCAAACAUGCAGAUCUUCUGCACCAUUUUCAAGCCGACAGGCCCAAAACGACAGUCAUGCUGCGGAACAUUCCGAACCGGUACUCUCAGGCAAGCCUUCUGCAAGAAAUCGACCUGGCCGGGUAUCGUGGUACCUACGACUUCUUCUACUUGCCCAUGGACACUCAGAACAGGACAAACGUCGGAUAUGCCUUCAUCAACUUUCUCACAUCGCCCGACCUGGAGCGAUUCAUGGUGGAAUUCGCCGGCUACCUGUUCCAGAACCACUCAAGUCAAAAGGUGGCCAGAGUCUCUUUGGCUCACAUUCAAGGCUUUAUCGAGAACAUACGACAUUGCUCAAACCGUGCUGUGUCUCAAUCGCGAAACAGCCAGUACAGGCCCAUCGUGAUUCACCAGGGCGUUCGAAUGGACAUUUCGGAGGCCUACGAUUUGUUGUGUUCCGUUCAAGCCGGACAGUCAUCCCAGGACGAUUCUGCGAAGGUGCCUCUACCCCCAGGAAGUCUGGCAGUUGCUGAACCACCGGGCCUUUCGGAGAAUCUGCCAUCGAUCUUGCCACACCUGGCAUCUGGGCCCAGCACCAGUGAGGACUACGCGGAGCGCUACUCUGAGGCCAAGAAAGGAUUCGAGGAGGCUGUGUCUAUGCUCCUCAGGUCUUCCUGUUCUGGACGCGAGGCAGAGGCACUCGAACGACCAGAGCUGGAAGACGACGAACGCACGGAAGGAUCUCACAGUCAGCCAGGCUCACCCCGGCGCAUUUUUCAGGGUGUGCCUGGCGCAAAGAACAUCCCAGUGCCGUUCUUCCUCGAGAGCCCUCAAGGCGGAGCCGAAGCCAGCGAUUUGGCAACACCUCGUACAAACAGGACUCUGUUCGUCCACGGGCGAUUCUCGGCUUGA
This is a messenger RNA of Symbiodinium necroappetens, 1134 nucleotides long. NCBI's taxonomy places the organism in Eukaryota, Dinophyceae, Suessiales, Symbiodiniaceae. The record is from the annotation of a GenBank genome assembly.